Messenger RNA from Klebsormidium nitens, 7997 nucleotides. NCBI's taxonomy places the organism in Eukaryota, Viridiplantae, Streptophyta, Klebsormidiophyceae, Klebsormidiales, Klebsormidiaceae. The record is from the annotation of a GenBank genome assembly.
AUGCUUUCUGGCCCAAAGAAACCUUUGCAGAACAUAUACAGUCGGCAAGCGUCAAAGAAAGAAAGCACUCUGUGUGACCACCGACAGGCAACAACAGCCAAGCCCAUACGAUCCUGUGGUCUCGCACAACAUGUGCAUGCUGCUAUUAGUAAGCAGAAAGAAUCGACGCAGACGGCAAUCGCAGCAGGUGGUGGAGCGAGGGCAAGCAAUCCAAAGCCAGAGCACCGGCAAAAAGCGGGCGAGACUGGCGCUAAGAUAAUAGAAGCAAGUAAAGUGGACUUCAAAAGGGGCAGUCUAGCGGAAGGGAAUCAGGCCAUUGUGGGGCUGGGCCAAGGGAUUCAGCAAUCUGUAAAGAGGGGAGGGGAACACGGCCAGCUCCGUCAGGACGCGUCUGGGAGUCCGGAAGCAGAAGUGGGGCAGGAGGGACCUAGAGCGGGGACUGGUACAAACGAGGCAGAGGCAGAACCUGCAGAUGAUGUGCCAGACGUCAAGAAGCUGGAGUUCGUGCGCAACCUGCUGAGCAAGGUGGAAGAGUGGAAGGCUGACAACCCUGGCAAGUCUCUCAAAGCCGAUCAGCAGAUUAAGCUGGGAGAGUGGCUCAAGCGGGAGCACUCGCUCCUCCGCCGCCUCGACAUGCUGCCGUCCUCGCUGCAGCAGAACGGAACUGGGAAGGUGGCAGGGCCACAGGUUGUCAGCACUCCUCGUGCGACUGGCGCUCCAGAGUUUGCCAAACAGUCGCCCCGUGUGCAAGCCUCUUCAAACCUGGCGGCACCCACCUCUAGUUCACCGAAGCAGCCACACGGCACUCUUCCAGCGAGAGUGGACCCCUCUGAAGCGAGCCCUAAGCAGGUCUUCACGAGCAGGCAGCCUGAUCACGCGAAGGCUGCUUCCACGAAGUCUGCGACUUCUUCGGCAUCGCCCCAACUAUCCAAGCCCCAAACCGCUAAGCCUCAGGCGCCCCGCUCACUGCUCCAGUCUGGCGCUUCUGCAUACUCCCCCACGAAGAAAGCUGACCCAGUCUCCCAGCAGUCUCUUUCCGCAAGGAAGAUCGAAAGUGCCCCGCCCCCGCUGACCAUGCCUCCUGUUCGCAGCGCGCCGCAGCCAAUGGCGCUGACCAGUCCAACUCCCCAGCCCAGGAUCUCCCUCUCAAGCAACGCGACCCCUGCAAAAGCCCCGCAGUCCUUCGCCCCGAAAUCUGACGGUCUAAAGGUUUCAGAGGUUCCUCAGGAGGACGGUCAAGCGUCUCGGACAAAGGUCGUCGGAGGUGGCGGCCCCUGGGCGGUUCUUGGCUUAGACGACGACCUGGGCGUGUCGGAAGCGCUGCGCCUCUCACAAGCCCUUCAAGUGCGGGACAGCGACCCUUUUCUUGAGGCCGAGCGGCCUCCUCUGGCAACGGAACGGAAGCCGGCGGAGGUCUCCAAGAAGGCCGGGCAGCCAGGAGCAGCUCAUCAGGUUGCGACACUUUCCGGGCGGAAGGAGGUGCUUGGCACGAGCAACGGGCUGGGGGCAAGGGUGGACGACGUGAAGGCCAGGCUGGACGCACUUGCGGAGCGGAAGGGUCUCCGGUGGGUUCAGGAGGGCGGUAAAGUGGCGGUGGAGGUCAGGGAGCGGAAAGGUGGGGGCAUGCCGGGGGAAAAGUCGGCUGCCUCAGAUGAGGGUGUGAAAGAGCGGAGCGCGGCGAAGGGAACGGGUUGUCAAGUUGGUGCGGAAGGAUUCAAGCCACAGAGCAGCUUGGAGGUGAGGAUGCUUGUUGGCUCAGGGGGGACUGGGUCGAUUCCUGAACCCCACGAGAAGGAGCCAAAGCAGAGCAGUUUGGAGGAAGGAAGGGUCGGUCUGGAAGAGAACGGGCCAGGGAGGGCUGGCAAAGCUCUCUUGGUUGAACCAGCGGGGCUUACUCGAAGCGUGGAGAAGAACGGCGAAGUUUUGACGGGUGUGGCAACGAGUCCCUCGAAGGGCACGGCAGUUGCGCUGGGCAUUGAAGCGUGGGGCGGGCAGCGUCACUUCAUCUUGCAAGCAGCGAACUGUGUCUCCUCAGUUCCGGAAAGAAAGGACGCCGAUGACGGGGCUGCAGGAGAUUCUCCCGACUCGAGCAAGGAAAACCGUGGGGAAAGAAUUGUCUCGACGCCUGGGACAGGUGGUGCUUCCCCCGGUCCCUCGGAGAAAGGACAAAAACGGGGCGGAAAAGUGGCCAAGGGGGGUGACGAUGUAAAGGGGCUUGUGCAGUGUGACGAGUGCGGAAAGCUCCGGAUCCUGAGGCGGGAGGGCCUUGCCUUGCGGGAGGAGCUCAAUGCCAGGGACUGGUGGACGUGCGACAUGGCGGGGGGCGGGGCAUCGUGCGAAGACCCCGAGGAUGCGGGCGUCGAUGCGCUCAACUUCUUGAAGCCGAAAGAUGGAGGGGCAGGCGGAGCGAAGAGGAAACUCGGGGCGUUUGGUGAUGAGAACGAUGGGAAUAUCGGAGACGGGUUUAAGGCUGGCUCCGUCAAGAAGAUCAAGCUGCUGUUGAGCCCUCAGAAGAAGCCCAAGCUCGAGUCGAAGAAGGGCAAGAGCCCAGUGAAGCACAAGACCCUGGUUGUGAAGCACGAUAGCAAGAGUGAGCGGCAGGAGGGUGGGCUCGGAAAGGCAAGCUCUGAUCCAAGCAAGGUAAAAGCAGCGGCAGCAGAGGAGAGCGCGAGUGAGGGAGGUGUCCCUAGAGGCGACUCGGAGCAGCAUGCUGGGAGCUACUUUGUGCCGGAUGGUUUCACUCUCAUCUUCACGGCUCGAAACACGGAGAAGUCGGUUGCCAUCAACGCUCCAGGCGAUCUGCGCUAUAACAUGCCCCCUGGUUGUGAGUUGCCCGUGGAUGCAAAGGGGAGGAAGCUCACAUACUUGCAGUCGAACAUAAAGGUGGAAGAGUUUCUCUCCCUCAAUCAGCACCACCCACUUGUGAAAGGGCUUUCUACAAACGACUUCUUCUUCUCGGGCCGAAAGUUUGAAUCAAUGCUGGUGGAAGCCUACGGUGCUGGAGCACAGAGAGACAAGUGGGUAUUCAAGAACGACGGUGGAGUUAUGGAGGUUACCAGGGCCGGCCAAGUUGUGCCUCCAAAGAAGUUGUACUUACCACCCGAGACAACUACUAAAAAGGGAGUCUCUAGUCCGGCUAAGAAGCGGAAAGGGCUUGAGCGAGAAACGGAGAAAGGCGUCAAAAAGCUUAAGAUUGGACUGUCUUCGAGAUUCUCAAAACCGCUCUCAAAUGGGGUGGGGCUUUCCAAAAGAGGAGGACAGGGCGCGAUCAUAGCGGCUCAGGAUGGUGAGGACGCAAAGAAGAAAGAGCCCCGAUCGGAGGGUGUCCCCAAGCUUCAAAAAAGCUCUCGGAAAGUCAUAGGCGGCGAAGAUUCAUCGCGUCUGCCAACUCUACCGGACGUACACGAGCAUGGGAAAUCCGCAGACGCAAGUGAAAAAGAAGCUUGUCCCAAGGAAGUCACGAACUUCAGCGUGGAGGAUGUCGAAGGAAACAUGCAACCUGUGGACCAACUCAACCUCGUCCAAGAGGACGCUGAGGGAAAGCUGAAACGGUUGGUCUUGGUUGGAAAAGCACAGGACGGAGGGGACGUGGAGAAGUAUGUCUACAGGUGGAAAGUUAGUGUUGAGCCUUUUGGCAUUGCGGUGAAGACGAAGAAAGCUGGUGAAUGGGUUUUCUUGGACGUGGAGAAGGCUGAAAGCAACUAUGGCCUUAUCCUCGCGCCUUUGAAGCAGAGGCUAGCUCUACUACGGCCUCUGCUAGCCAUCAAGACACUUGCUUGGACCGAUGUCAAGAGCACCAUGCUAAGGAGCCUCGAUGCCGAGGCCGACCUUCUGUUCCUCCGGACAUGGCUGGGAAAAUUGAGGUCCGACAAGAACGAGGUAUCCUUGGCUAUGGAUGGCUACAAGGGGUACUUGGAGGCGAUGCCUCUUGACAUCCUUGACCCCACGGACGAUGCCUAUGUUGAGACGACGUCGCUUGACACUCCCUUCAACGAAGACCAAGUAGCCGUGAAUGAAGUCACCGCAGAGGACGAGGAAGUUGCGCGCACGUUUUUAGAGGAGCCGCAGGAGGCGACUACUCUUGGGGACUUCGUGUGCGCCAUCUGCGAUGAUGGCGGUGGCGACGUGCUUCUUGUAUGCGAUGGGGAGUGCAUGCGAUCCUUUCAUCCCCGACGGAAGGAUGGCAAGGAUAGCAACUGUGAAAGUCUUGGGAUGUCGGAGAAGGAAGUGAAGAUGUACCUGGGGGACGACGUGCCGUUUCUGUGCCCCAAUUGCAAGGCAUUCCAACACCAGUGUUACAUCUGUGGCAAGUUAGGGGACUCCGACAAGCAGAAUUCGGCCCGUGAGGAGUACAAGUGCGAAGUCGCGGGCUGCGGGCACUUCUACCACCCAAACUGCGUGGCCCGGUACGAGCUGCCCGGCGGCACGCUGGAAGAGAUCGAGGAUCGUGAGGCGGCGAUCCAGGACAGCACGGGGUUCUUCCAGUGCCCCCUCCACACGUGCGACGUCUGCAAAGGCGCUGAGGAAGAUCUGGAGCAGGACGGUGGAGCGCUGGUCCGCUGCCGGCGAUGCCCGGUGGCUUACCAUGUCAAGUGCCUGCCGAGUGACCUUCCGACAUCGGGCGAUGAUGGGGAGUUUCAGAGAGCCUGGGGACCUGGCGUCGAAGACGUCGAGCAUCCCAUUGAACAGCGCCUGUGCUACUGCCGGAAGCACUCCAUCGACAAGACUCUCCUCACGCCCAAGCGGAACCACCUCAAACUCAAGCCCCGAAACCGCGCGCCGCUGGCCAUCGAGGUCCCGAAGCGGACAGUCGCGUCCCCUGGUCGGACGCCCCUCGCCGACUCCGCUCCAGAAACCCCUAAACCCUCCCCUAGCAAAGCGCUGACCCCUAGUAGACCGUCAGCGUCCGACCCCGACCUAGCGGUAGCACCGACACCCUCCGCGAAGACCCCUCCAUCGGUUUCCGAAGGACUCCCUGACGCAAUUCCCCCUCCAACACCAAUAAGGUCGGCUGCCAAAUCCGAAGUCUUGGCUCCUUCAGCGGAAGAAGCUGAGGAAGAGCGGCAGCCUUCAAAUAUUUUGGAAGUUGCGUCGGCAGCAGGGGACGCGUCACAGCCGGCGUCCGUCAAGACCUUGGGGGUCGAGGACGAACUUCCCCCUCCCGAAGAAGUUCCUCCUGCCCUGGAGGCAGCGGAGGGACUGGAAGUCAUUGCAGCGGUCGAGGUCGAUGAGGGACCACCGCUGGAGACUCAGGUGGCGGAAGCCGACGACGAAGUCGGCGAAAUCGUGUGGGAGGGGCUGCCCAACGGCGAGCUCGAAGACGUCACGUCGCCUGAGGCCCUCGAGGUCAUCGCGAAGCAUUUGGGCGAACAGAUCGAGCAGGCGGAGAAGGCGAUUGCCAUGAGUCAGGUCCGGGGGGUUCUGGUGACGCCCAGCAUCUACAGCGCCCAGGGGGACACGCGCUCGCGCAUCAUGCCCAAGUCGCGGCUCGAGCCCAUCUGCAACGCGAUUGAGAAGGCGAAAGCGGCAGUCCGGAGCGGGAACGCGGAAACAGCUAGGCGCAUCUGUCAACAGGGCAUCCCUGGGGGGGAGCGUCAGAUUGACGACAUGAGGCGGCUGGAGUCGGUGAUGCGGGUUUACCUCGCGCCGUUCCUCCACGGGAGUCGGUACACCUCGUUCGGGCGCCAUUUCACACACCCCGACAAGCUGCGGGAGGUCGUCGAGCGGCUGCACCCUUACAUCGACGACGGGGACGUGAUUGUGGACUUUUGCUGUGGGGCGAACGACUUUUCGGUGAUCCUGGCCCAAAAGCUGAACGAGCUCGGCAAGACCAACUGCGAGUACAUCAACUUUGACCUCAUCACAGCCAGGAACGACUUCUUCUUCACCAAGAAAGACUGGUUCCACGUCACCCGGGCCGACUUGAACGUUGAGGGGCGGCGGCUAAUCAUCGGCCUGAACCCGCCGUUUGGGGUCAACGCCGCGCUGGCCAACAAGUUCAUCGAGCACGCGCUGACGUGGAAGCCCAAGCUGAUGAUCCUCAUCGUGCCACCUGUCACCAGGAGGCUGGACGACUUUGGGUACAGCCUGUGCUGGGAGGACCACGUGGUGGUGUCGGGGCGGUCCUUCUACCUGCCCGGCUCGCUCGAUAAAGCAACGGAGGCUAACCUGGACCAGUGGAACAAGGUCACGCCGCCGCUGUACCUCUGGAGCCACAACGCCUUCUUCGACAAGCACAUGCAAAUUGCGCAGGCCAAUGGGCAUAACAGCAUCUUCGACCCGUUGCAGCCGCCCGCUCCAGGGACCAACCCCGCCUGGGAGCUGCAGCAGGCGCAGCAGCAGGCCUUCUUCCACCAGCAGCAAAUGCAGGCGCUUCAGCCUCAGUGGGGGCCGUUCCCCGGCGUCCUCCAGCCCCCCCCCUUCGCUCCUGUGCCCGGCGCCCCCCGCCACCCGGCUUCCAACCGGGGGCUACGGAGGGCCGCAGUUCGAGCCGCCCCCCCUCAGUUGCCCGCCGGGGCGAACCCCCUCGAACUGCGCAUGGCGGCGGACCAGGCGCGGGCGGCGGUGCAGGCGGAGACGGACGCGCAGCUGCAGGCGCUGCGGCGGACGCUGGAUGACGCGCUGGCGGAGAUUCAGCAGUGCCAGACCACCAGGCAAGCCUGGCUGUUGCGCUUCUACGAGCUCAAGGCCGAGAACGCGCGGCUUAAGGCCGAGCUGGAAGAGCAGGGCGCGCGGAUCCGGGGCUGUAAGGAGCGGAGCCAGGCGUAUUUCAGCGAGGGAAACAUUCCGUUGCAGAUCCAGUGCGAUGCAGAGUUGAUCGGGCUGCAAAACCACUGGCACGCGGUGGAGAGCGAGAUCAACGAAUCCGAGGCGAACGGUGUGCCCGUGUACGAGACGCUCACGGGCUUCGACGGCCGGGUGAAGGAACUAGAGGCGCGGAUCAAGGAGGCGGAACUAGAGAUGGAGAGAGUGGCGGCCCGGCAGCGGGAGCAGCUGGCGGCGCUGGAGCAGCACGCGCACCACUUCGGGGGGCCUAUUCACAUCGAUGGGGGCCACGGCCACGGGGGGCGAUUUGGCGGCGACGGCGGACACGGGCAUGGGGGAGGCAUGCCCCCCCACGGCGGAUACCUGCACGGGCGUCCGGAGAGCGCGUACGGCGCCGACCGUCCGCACCUCCGGGAGGAGCAUCGACGGGAGCGGCGCGAGGCAGGCGCCCCAUACCGGAACAACGGGGACCGUCGGCAACGGCCUUCGUCUCAAGAGACCGGGCGGAAGAAUUGGGCGACGAGACCGGCAACCCGGGGGCGGGGCAGAGGGCCGGGUGGGGGCGCUGGAAGGGGCUCGGGCUGGGCAGACCAUGGAGUCGACUCGAUAGGGCCGAUCGAGAGGGGUGAGCCGUUGAUGCCGAUGGACGGGCAGUGGCGGGAGAACGAGGUCAGGCCGGACUUCUUCGGACAAGCGUUGCCACCUCCGCCGCCCUUUGUCCCUCCCGAGGCUGAGUUCCAAGGAUUCCCAGGCGCCCCGUUUGAGCCACCGCGACCUCCAUUCUUUUGACCAACGGGACACGGGGGUGUGUAAGUUGGUUGUACCAUGUCAGAGUGUUUGAGCCGAACUGCGUAGCCUAAAUCCUGUUUCAUAAGAGGCAGUCAGUGUGUCAAGCGAACCAUCUCGUGUAGCCCAGAUCCUGUUUCAUAAAGCUAGUUAGUGUGUUCAAGACGAAGAAGCUUAAUUCUGUUGGAUUCAGGGCGCCUUUCAAGUACGACCGAGGGGAUGUGCAAGCAUACAGCAGCUGCUGGCGACAUAGGGAUAUCUUAAAAAGGAGCUUUGAAGUAGAAGGGUUCUUGUCACAUUAACAUGUCGGCCAACUGUUGACCGGCAUUUGUGGUCACUAAGCGAAGAUUGCGAGAUUGGAAGUUGUACAAAAGUACAUGAUUCUGAUGCUGGUGCUCGCGGACAUGAGCGCAAUUGCUGAUAGGUAAUGUCAAACGAAAUGUGCU